Messenger RNA from Oreochromis niloticus (Nile tilapia), 1665 nucleotides. It is a transcript of the gene hdac12, whose product is annotated as histone deacetylase 12. Gene Ontology annotation, biological process: epigenetic regulation of gene expression. Bases 129 to 1166 code for a protein of 345 amino acids. The record is from RefSeq and is a predicted model, not a curated record. Gene Ontology annotation, molecular function: histone deacetylase activity. Lineage: Eukaryota; Metazoa; Chordata; Actinopteri; Cichliformes; Cichlidae. The transcript has 8 exons.
CCGUUACACAGUACAGACGGGACACUUCAUGGACUUCCUGUCUCGUUUCAUAACAUCGUAACUGUGUAUAAUGUAGCAUUCUCCCGUCUUAAGUAAGCGACUGUCAUUCAGCGCUUCCCGUCUGAGAAAUGACCUGCGUAAAGCGACUGUUUUCUAAAGGACCUCGCUCCAAAGUCGCGUGGUUGAUUGGUGAAGCUCUCACCUCGUGCAGGUGCUUCCAUGCUGAACUAGUGAGACACGAAUCUAGCGCACUUCCAGUAGUUCAUCACAGCAAGUAUGUGUGUGACCUCGCACCCAGUCAUAGGUUUCCAAUGGGCAAGUUUCCCCGGGUUUUACAGUGUUUGCUCAGAGAUCAGGUCAUUACAGAGAAACAGGUGUGGGUCCCUGAAAUUGCCUCUAAGGAUUUACUGAGCUGUGUGCACACCGAGGACUACCUGGACAACUUCAUAAAUGGGAAAAUAAGUGAGCAAGAGCAAAGGAGGACAGGCUUUCCCUGGAGUGAAGGCAUAGUAAGGCGCUGUCGAUAUGAAACAGGCGGGACUGUUCUAGCUGCUGAAGUCGCUCUGCAGAGGGGUCUGGCUUGCAGCACAGCAGGAGGAACUCAUCAUGCUUUUCCCAGCUAUGGUUCGGGGUUUUGUCUCCUCAAUGAUCUUGCAGUUGCAGCCAAAUACAUGAUGGACAAUUCUCCGACUAAACGCAAAGUUCUCAUUGUGGAUCUAGAUGUUCAUCAGGGUGAUGGCACUGCUUUCAUCUUUAAAGAGGAGCCUUCUGUGUUUACAUUCUCAGUGCACUGUGGGAAAAACUUCCCACUCCGUAAACAACAGAGCGACCUAGAUAUCAGUGUGGAGGAUGGGCUGGAGGACAAGGAUUACCUCUCCACAGUUGAAGCCCACCUUCCCUGGCUGCUGGAAACCUUUCGCCCAGACCUGGUUUUGUAUGACGCAGGGGUUGAUCCUCACUGGGAAGAUGAACUCGGAAGGCUUCGCCUGACAGACCAAGGGCUCUAUCAGAGAGAUUUGUUUGUGCUGAAGACUGUGGUGAAAAGAGGUGUCCCUAUCGCUGCUGUUAUUGGUGGAGGAUACUCGAGAGACAUCGAUAGACUGGCACUCAGACACUCUAUCGUCCACAGAGCAGCAACUCAGGUUUGGAGGGAGUGUGGUAUGUAAAACUUGUCUCCCUAAUCAAGAGGAUCCUCAGUGGGUAGCUGAUAUUUGAGAGUCAAUGCCAUGGUCAUUGGGAAAGUUACAAAAAUGUAUUAGAAACUGACCAGUACUUCAGUUACUUUGGCAUAUUUAUUUAAUGUACACAGUUAAGGUUAACUGUAGGAGUGAUACAUCUUACGCGAUCACAUAUUAGAACUUAUUAUUUCACUCAUUUUUGGUUUGUUGCAAUGAUGGUCUUGUAACUACAAUUAUAUUGUUGUAGGAACAUCACAGCCACCAUAACAACAUAUUUUUACAUUCAUGUGAAAAAGAAGGUUUUCAUGGAACUCAAUACAGUCCUGUGGAAAAACUGCUUAUAUAGGAAUCAAGAGGUGCUGCUUAUCAAAUGCUCUUGAUUAAUUGGUCAAAAACACAAAAGCAGAGUUUCUGUUAGUUUGCUGGUCUGGAGCGUUCAGCUCCGUGUUAAUGCCACAAUCUUACCAGGAGUGGGAAUUCCACAAAA